CCACCCAUAAAAAAAUCAAACCUCAAAAUACCGCAAACAGUUYUAUGUACCGUACGAGCAUCAAGAACUUUACUUCUUCACAAGACAGUUCGAGUACUCGUACGUUCCAUAAUACGUGAAGCACGGACUGGCACGAUACCCGUUCGAUACGAUACGAUACGAUACCGGCACGAUACAUUAAGAUCCGAUCCGACACGAUCCAAUCUGUGUUCCGUUCCGUUCCGUUCCUUCCAUCGAUCGCCAACAGCCAUGGGAAAGAAGAGCAAGCGGCCCAACCGGAGGCAGCCGCCGCCGGCCACCGCCGGUGCCGUUUCCCCCGYAGCGGCAACYGYWMCCGCACCCGCAACGGCAMCCGCGGCCCCCCCGGUCUACUUCUACCCCUCCGACGGUCCCUCCGACGUGGAGCUCCUCCAGACGACCUCCCGGUCGCUCCAGGCCAAGCUGGACCUCCUGACCCGGCUSGGGGGGGAGAACGACCGGGCCGGCUUUGUGCGAGAGUUCGUCCCGCUGGACCUCCCGGGGCCCGACGCCGCCGGCUACCUGGAGGACCUGACGACCGCCCCCGAGGCCGAGGGCCAGUGGAGGAACCUGGUGGCGGAGAUCGCCGCGAUCCGGUGCGGCAGGGGGGUCGAGAAGAUCGGGGGCGACCAGGUGUCCCGGGCGGUCUUCCACUUCGAGCACCCGCUGCUGGAAAAGUGCGACCGRGAGGUCGCCUUUUGCUGCGUCGGGGGCGAGUGGAGGGCCGAGGGGUGAGCGAGCGAGCGAGGGCSAGAAACCGGUUUCUUACAGUGCGAGCAGYGCAUUCUUUUAAACCACCUACGGGCAUUGA
Messenger RNA from Pseudo-nitzschia multistriata, 829 nucleotides. Lineage: Eukaryota; Bacillariophyta; Bacillariophyceae; Bacillariales; Bacillariaceae. The record is from the annotation of a GenBank genome assembly.